Messenger RNA from Fonsecaea erecta, 528 nucleotides. RefSeq lists its product as hypothetical. The transcript is spliced from 2 exons. NCBI's taxonomy places the organism in Eukaryota, Fungi, Ascomycota, Eurotiomycetes, Chaetothyriales, Herpotrichiellaceae. The record is from RefSeq and is a predicted model, not a curated record. Bases 1 to 528 code for a protein of 175 amino acids.
AUGGGUCUAGAGCGGUAUCAUGCGUCUGUUGGCAUCUCUACAUCAUUCCCAAUGCGAGCCACACCUCCAGUCAUCACACUUGAACACCCUUCUAUGUACACCGACUCAAUCAAUCCUGUCCAGGUGGUUGUCCCCGCCAUGCCACGAAGCAUUGAGGCCACAGCUCCCAGAAGCAUCCAAGAUGGCUCACCCAGCGGCAGUCGUUCCUACUGCAGGCCACCGAUUCUGGACGUCCUAGCAAGCCUCGUCGCGAACCUGCAGCCUUGGAGUGGAAUCCACAUAAUGUGCACCCGUGGUGUCACAGCAGAGAACCCGGACCAACCCUCCCUUCCGCACUCUCGUCCCAUCGUCCACGGCUCCGAGAAUCUACCCUGUGGUGGUUGCGACUUGAGCGGCGUGUGUGCAGACGCCAAGCCGUUCAAGGUGCAAUCAUCCUCGCUUCGGCAAGAAAAUAUGGUGGGUGCUCCGCGGGACAACGCCUGGACGAAUCCGCGCCCGAAGAGCCUCAAGAAGGGAAAAGGAAACUAG